Molecule: messenger RNA, 498 nt
Organism: Strongyloides ratti
Lineage: Eukaryota; Metazoa; Nematoda; Chromadorea; Rhabditida; Strongyloididae
Product: V-type proton ATPase 16 kDa proteolipid subunit
Exons: 1
Coding region: 1-498 (165 amino acids)
Biological process (GO): proton transmembrane transport
Cellular component (GO): proton-transporting V-type ATPase, V0 domain
Molecular function (GO): proton-transporting ATPase activity, rotational mechanism
Source: RefSeq, a predicted model, not a curated record
AUGGCUUCAACAGUGGAUCCUCAGCUAAUUGCAGCUGAGCAAGCUAUGUAUGCUCCAUUCUUUGGAUCACUUGGGGUAACUGCUGCUAUGAUAUUUACAGCUGCUGGUUCUGCAUAUGGUACAGCUAAAUCUGGUACAGGCAUUGCUUCUAUGUCAGUUGCCAGGCCUGAUCUCGUUAUGAAAGCAAUUAUUCCUGUUGUUAUGGCAGGUAUUGUAGCUAUUUAUGGUCUUGUUGUGGCCGUUAUUAUUUCUGGUAGAAUUGGUCCUGGUGGUAAAGAUUAUACAGUCAAUGCAGCUUUUUCACAAUUUGCUGGUGGACUUGUAUGUGGACUUUGUGGUCUUGGUGCUGGAUAUGCUAUUGGUAUUGCAGGUGAUGCUGGAGUUAGAGGACUUUCACAACAACCAAGACUUUUUGUUGGCAUGAUUUUGAUUCUUAUUUUUGCUGAAGUCCUUGGACUUUAUGGAAUGAUUGUUGCUUUAAUUUUGGGAGCUACAUAA